GAUGUACUGGAAAAUGAAAAGAUAAGUUUAGAUUGGAUGUUUAGAUAUUCCAUAAUGCAAGAUAUAGUAAGGGUAAGUGUGAUAUCGAUAUGUAACGGUACUCGUGUAGGAUAUAGUAAGGGAUAUAGUAAGGGUAAGAGUGAUAUUGUGAUGUUACGAUAUUUUAUUAUGCAGGAUAUAGUAAGGGUAAGUGUGAUAUCGAUAUAUAACGGUACUCGUGUAGGAUAUAGUAAGGGAUAUAGUAAGGGUAAGUGUGAUAUCGUGAUGUUACGAUAUUUUAUUAUGCAGGAUAUAGUAAGGGUAAGUGUGAUAUCGAUAUGUAACGGUACUCGUGUAGGAUAUAGUAAGGGAUAUAGUAAGGGUAAGUGUGAUAUCGUGAUGUUACGAUAUUUUAUUAUGCAGGAUAUAGUAAGGGGAAUGAUUUAUCUGCAUGCCAGUGAAAUACGUUGCCAUGGGAACCUUAAAAGCACAAAUUGCGUUGUUGAUAGUCGUUUUGUGGUUAAAAUAACAGAUUUUGGCUUACGGCACUUCCGAGAAGAUAACAUGGCAUCAAUCGACGAAUUAGAUAAUACUAAUUCAUCUAGUCGAUGUAUGUAUUACAUUAUUUAG
Messenger RNA from Lottia gigantea (owl limpet), 609 nucleotides. RefSeq lists its product as hypothetical. The transcript has 5 exons. Gene Ontology annotation, biological process: protein phosphorylation; receptor guanylyl cyclase signaling pathway; cGMP biosynthetic process. Gene Ontology annotation, molecular function: ATP binding; peptide receptor activity; guanylate cyclase activity. The record is from RefSeq and is a predicted model, not a curated record. Lineage: Eukaryota; Metazoa; Mollusca; Gastropoda; Lottiidae. The annotation marks the transcript as partial.